This is a messenger RNA of Arabidopsis lyrata subsp. lyrata, 1722 nucleotides long. Its product is annotated as replication protein A 70 kDa DNA-binding subunit B. The record is from RefSeq and is a predicted model, not a curated record. Gene Ontology annotation, cellular component: nucleus. Bases 1 to 1701 code for a protein of 566 amino acids. The transcript is spliced from 10 exons. Gene Ontology annotation, biological process: DNA replication; DNA recombination; DNA repair. NCBI's taxonomy places the organism in Eukaryota, Viridiplantae, Streptophyta, Magnoliopsida, Brassicales, Brassicaceae. Gene Ontology annotation, molecular function: DNA binding.
AUGGCUCAGCUUACUCGAUACACACCAGUCAACAACUUGAAGCCUUUAAAAACGGCUUGGAGAAUUCAAGUUAGAAUACUUCAUUCCUGGAUUCAUUUCACAAAAGGUUCUGGCAUGUCGUUAGAAAUGAUUCUAGCUGAUAAGGAUGGUAACAAAAUUCAAGCAGGCAUCAAAAAGGAACACAUCAGCAAAUUCCAGCGUUAUGUGAAGAAUGGAGAUUGGAAGAUAAUUGAGGAAUUCUCGGUUAAUAAGGCAACAGGAACAUAUCGAUCAACAACUCAUUCCUACAGAAUCAAUUUCCACUACGCUACUGUCUUUUCUCCCUCACCAUCCAUUUCUAAUGAGGUUUGGCUUGACUUAGUUGAUUUUACAACUAUUCUGUCUGGUAACUUGGAUCAAAAUAAGUUGGUAGAUGUUCUGGGUCAAUUGGUUAACGUUGGAGAAGCUCAAAUAAUUGAUGUCCAUGGUAAACCUACCAAGAAGAUUGAUUUUCAGCUAAGAGACACUGAUGAUAACCGUCUACCAUGUUCACUAUGGGGAAAGUUUGCUGACCAAAUUAGCAAAGUUGCGCAAGAGUCUCUUGGUUCUGUCGUUAUUUGUUUGAUAAGGUGGGCCAAGUUAGGAGAAUACAAAGAGAUUAGGAGUAUUUCUAAUGCUUUUGAUGCUUCGGAUGUUUUAGUCAACCCAAUUUUGCCGGUUGUUGAUGACUUUAGGAGAAUGCUUCCAUCUGAUGGACUUGCCUUGACUAUCAUGGGACCUAAGCCUAGAUUCGAGCCUCUAAAGGUGCGUGAACAGAGGUCCCUAGGGUUACCUCUCAAGACUAUUGCCGAGCUUAAGGCCUCUUAUGAGAUUGAGAAGGUUAAGAUCUUCUGCACCAUUUUGCAAAUUGACUUGGACUACUCCUGGUAUUACUAUGCACACAUCAAAUGUAACAAAAAAGUCUUCCAAACUAAGAAACUUCUUAGCGAUGGUGCCAAGAAGAUAUUGAACAGAUGUGAGAAAUGUAAUGCAGAAGUUUCUGCAGUUGAAGCAAGGUACUGGCUCCACCUAGACGUUAUGGACAACACGGGGGAGACCAAGCUUAUGUUGUUUGAUAGUUUUGUUGAGAAAAUAAUCGGAACUCCUGCUUAUGAACUCUUGGAGGGCACUGAUGAAGAACUUGAUGAUCCUCUUCCACCUCCUGAUGUAGUUAAAAACAUCAUUGGAAAGACUUAUCAAUUUGUGGUAAGUGUUGAGCAAGAAAACAUCUCAAGAGGAAAUGAUGAAUACAAAGUGACUGAGGUUUUAACAAGUCAGAACCUCAAUCAAGCUGACCCUAAAGAUGAAUGUAAUUAUUCUUUGGAUCUUUCAUCCAUGAGUUCCAGUGACCAGGUUUUGAUGCUGACUAAUAAUUCUGAUAAGGAGGGCACUUCCAAUGAUGUUUUUUCUACCCCAUCUUCAAAGAGAAAAGAAGAUUUCUCGGAUGGAUCUGAUCAAAACUCCACAAGCAAGAAACAAUGCAUGGAAAAACAAUCCGAUGUUAAAGUUGAUGGUGUCAUUGAUGUAGAAAAUCCGAAGGAACAUGAUCUUCCUAAGUUCAUAAACAAACUUGAUGAGGCAGGUGAACAAGUCAUCACCAAAGCAAGUGAAGAAGAACAGAAAAAGGUUCUUUUGAAGAAGAUUAAGGUUGAGAAGAUCGAAGGUCAGAAUGGAGCAAAGUGAGGGAGCCAAGACUCAACAAUU